Messenger RNA from Seriola aureovittata, 1297 nucleotides. RefSeq names its product solute carrier family 25 member 26 (gene slc25a26). The transcript is spliced from 10 exons. The coding region runs from base 114 to 926 and encodes 270 amino acids. The record is from RefSeq and is a predicted model, not a curated record. Gene Ontology annotation, cellular component: mitochondrial inner membrane. Gene Ontology annotation, biological process: transmembrane transport. Lineage: Eukaryota; Metazoa; Chordata; Actinopteri; Carangiformes; Carangidae. Gene Ontology annotation, molecular function: S-adenosyl-L-methionine transmembrane transporter activity.
UUCAGGCAAGAUGGCAGCGUCCUUGACAGGCAUGUUUUGAUUUCAGUGGAGUGUCAGACAUGCUCGGCAGUUGCAGAUUGAACGGGCCGGACCGCUGACAGCCAGAGCGGAACAUGGAGAGACGAGAGUUCGUGGCUUCCCUGGUGGCAGGAGGCUGUGCGGGGAUGUGUGUGGAUCUGACCCUCUUCCCCCUGGACACCAUUAAGACCAGACUGCAGAGUCAGCAAGGCUUCUACAAGGCAGGGGGCUUCAGGGGCAUCUACGCUGGGGUCCCAUCUGCUGCUGUCGGCUCCUUCCCCAAUGCUGCUGCUUUCUUUGUCACCUACGAAUGCACAAAGUCCCUGCUUGGCACUGGCGGAGCGCUCGCAGCACCACAUGCGGCCCCUGUCACUCACAUGCUGGCCGCCUCCCUGGGUGAAAUAGUGGCGUGUCUUAUACGGGUCCCCACAGAGGUGAUCAAACAGAGGACCCAGGCUUCUCCGUCGUCCACCACCUACCAAAUUCUGCUGGCUACACUCAGAGAAGAGGGUGUGCGAGGCUUGUACAGAGGGUUCGGGAGCACCGUUCUCAGAGAGAUCCCGUUCUCACUGGUGCAAUUUCCACUUUGGGAAUAUUUAAAGACUCUGUGGUCGUGGAGGCAAGGUCACACGCUCUACUCUUGGCAGGCUGCAGUGUGCGGAGCUUUUGCAGGUGCAGUAGCGGCAUUUGUUACCACUCCUCUUGACGUGGCGAAGACCAGGAUCAUGCUCGCAAAGGCCGGCUCGACCACAGCGAGCGGCAACAUCCCAGUGGUGCUCUACGACGUGUGGAAGAGCCGAGGCCUUACAGGUCUGUUUGCAGGCAGCAUACCGAGGAUGACCUUCAUCAGCGUUGGCGGUUUCAUCUUCCUGGGAACCUAUGAAAAGGUCCGCCGCACUUUGCUAUAGCACCACAUCCUCUCGUGACCGUCCUGAGCCCAGACCUGGUGCCAGAGAGUGGCAGGGAUAGCAUCUCCAGGAAGUAGCACCCUGAGGGCCCCCCUGCACUUCCAUGCUGCAGGGCCCCCGAGAAGCAAGGAUCACCUGGUGCUCGGGGAGAAGAGCCGUCCACAAGCUUGAUCCCAUUACCCAGCAUUCCUGCUUAUCGCUGCCCUGCAGAUUGAGUGUAACAGCCGCCGUCCCACUUGUUGAGCAGCACCAGUGGCUCGGCGAAACGGAGCCACACAAGACAAGACGAGCAGUGAAGCAUCUUUACUGUUUAAUGUGUGUGUGAAUGAACGAGUUAUGGUUUUUAAAGACUGUCUCUUCUUCUACUUUGA